AGUGUCAGGUGACUUGGGGAAAUCAUAUGACCAGCAGUUCCCUACUUCUGUAAAUGUUUAAGUUUUGGGGGGUGGGCGUUGUACGUGGUUUUAUGCUAGUUUCCCGCGGAGAGCGGCAGCGCGUUUCGGGACUCUCCCCUCCCCUCUCGGGGUCGGAUCCUGGGACGGGCUGACUCUGCUGAUCCAGGAGUACCUUCGCUCCCCCACAGGGAUCGCCGCUGGAGAAAGCAGCGAGGAUGGAUUUGGCGUCGCUCUUCAGCUGGCAUGGACGCAUCUCCCGAGAGCUGGACGCCGUGGUGGAUUUCUGGCUUCAGCAUUCGCACGACGAAGAAUACGGGUGAUGGAUCGCUGCCUGUCUAUUCAUCUAGGGCCCCCCGUCGCCCCAGGGCCAGCCAGCGUGGGUUGUGGCUGAGGGGGCAUUUGAACAGGGCUCUCCCGCAGUCCAGUCCUGUACCUGCCACACUGACUCCCUCUCACGACAUGGGGGGAGGUUAUGUUUAUAGUGAUGCUGUACACGCCAUUAAGGAAAUCGACCCAAAUGGGGAGGGGGGAGAGGGUAUGUGAAACAGGGGAGCCCUUCCCAGAAAGGGGGGGGGUGGAACAUACCACUGAGAUGCAAGGAGAUACUUCCCCCUCCCUCCCCUCACAUGGCCUGAGGCAGACAAAUCUACCCUCCAGUGCGGGGGGGGCACCUCUGGCUUGGCAACCCUUUUCAUUUAGCCCACUAUUUUCGGGAGGCUGUGCCCACCUGACUCACACGUGACGUCAUGCAUGACUUGAAAGCAACCACCCGGAGCUUAGGGCUCCCUGUUGCUCCUUGGACCAGCAUGGAUGGCAUUCCACUGGGAAAUUCUCCUCUGCAAGCUUCGUGGAAACAAAUGUGAUCUGUGGGCCAUAUGCUGCUGUCCCCAGAUAGGCUCUCCUUCCAUUUCCGUGGGGCUUGCGGAGCAGAAUGUCCUGGCAGAUGGUGCUCUGUGAAGCAGAUCUGCCUGCCCUCUUAAAGGCAUUCCACGUUUUCUGCGCCUGCUUUAGCUCUAACUCCUGACGCUGCCAGAGGCAGCUUCCUGUCUUACUUCUCGCAGGCCAGGGCUGGGGGAAUCUCCAAAACUCCUUGGACUCCAGCUCCCACCUUCUCUGGCCAUUUGUUGUGCUGGCUGAGGGGCUAUGGGGAGCCCCACUCAGCCACGCCCCACGACAAGUUCCUCUUUAGUCAGUAGUUCUCUGCCCGGCCUGCUCUCAUCCUUCCCUCUAGGAAAUUGUGGGGGCCCCCCUCCUGGUUCUCACCCCUGCCUCUUCUUUCCCUCUAGGGGGUUCUUUACAUGUCUGGGCCAGGAUGGGAAAGUUUAUGAUGAUUUGAAAUACGUUUGGCUGCAAGGCCGGCAGGUAGGGGUCCUCAGGGGCCGUGGAUUUUGGAAAACUUUUUAGAUUUUCUGUUGGGAUCCCCUUUGUGUGGUUGGGGCUGGGGUGGAAAAUGAGGCUGGGCAGGGCCAGCUUCUCUGAAGCCAGCCAAGGCUUAAUUGGAACCUGGCUUGCCUGGAAUUGGCCUCAGAAUCUGGUUUCAGUGCUGGCCUUAAAGCUUGGAAUGAACAGGUAAAGCAAAUUUAAUAAAUAAAUGGCACACGUCUCUCUGAGCAUGCGCAGAAUGCCUCAACAGUGCAGCUCCCCUGUCAGUCCCCCAUAUUGGGAAAGUUUUUGCACGAGGAAUUUCCAAGCAAGUCUGAGGUCCAGCACCUGUCUCCUUAGAGGUUAAGAAUAGGCCAGGCCUGCGCAUCACUGUGGAGAGCCACGCUCACAGCUCAUACCCUGAAUGGCAGACAUCAGUGCCGGGGCUUAAGCCAAGGAAAGGAAAGCUGUGGCCCUCCAGGAACGGAUGGAGUCCAGUUCUCAUCGUCCCUGACCACCGACCUUGCUGGCUGGGGCUGAUGAGUGCUGGAGUGAGCAAGUGUCCUCAUCCCUGGCUUAGCCAAGGCAGAUGUCUGCCAUGAGACUAGAGGGCCCAGGUUACCUCUCCAUCCCUUCCCAAACAGGUGUGGAUGUACAGUCGGCUGUAUCGAAAAGUACCAAGAUUCCGGCGCCCUGAACUCCUGCAGGCAGCCCGAGCAGGUAACUUCUUCCACCUUGUGUACAGAAGGGAUGGGAUUUGGGAAUGAAGGCAAAGAAAGGAUAAUAUUGGGUGGGCAGACAGAGGUCUGUGGUGUGUGGACUGGGGCAGGGAGUUGAGAUGAGGGCUGAGAGACUCUUGAAAGUUCUGAUACUUUGGAAUGGUGGUGGGGUUAUAGGGGUUGUCCCCCCACAAUUAAUCAUCAUCAUAAUCUAAUCAGUUAGCCUUUCCUGUUAACUGAGUACUCCUUGUAUGGUAAGCCAUUCUGCCCCCCCGAGAAUGAGCCUGAAGCAGAGAGAUUUUGCCUAAGGCCACCUACUGCGUCUGUGGGAGAGGGGCAGUUUGUACUGGGGCUUGCCAAUUCAUAGCUCAAUCCCUGGUUGUGAUCAGUUGGAGAAAGUGUAAAAAGUUGGGGGGGGGUCUUGGCCCAAGUGCUCUGGGUAUUUGGUUGCCAGUAGCAGAGAGGGGCAGAGCUGCCUUCCUCCAAAUCUACUUCUUUCUCUGAGGUGGGGAGUUCCUGUUAGCGCAUGCACGAGUGGCCCCACCUUCGCAGAAGUGUGCCUUUGUCCUGACUCGUGAUGGGCGCCCUGUGAAAAUCCAGCGCACCAUUUUCAGCGAGUGCUUCUAUGUCCUUGGGCUGGAUGAACUUGGACGAGCAACUGGGGAACCUCGUUACCAGGUGAGGUCAGGAGAGCUGGAUACAAAUGUCCUGAUUGCCUGCCUGCCUCCUUAUAUGAACGGUGGGCAUCUAAACCUGCUUAUCCUCCCUUUUUUUCUCCCUCUGAUUAUUACCUCAGCAAAAAUACCCUUUCCCCAAAGCUAUGGUACAGCUCCUAGCACAUGGCUGAUAAAACCGCAGCCGUAGGGUUGGGCCCAGAGUGGAGAGACCAGCUCAUUUUACCUCAUGGUGCUGCGGUUGAGGGACGUCUUCCUGUCUCUAUGGAUACUGGAGUUCCGUUGAUAGAACUAGAAGAAGAAUAGCCAUCAUCUACAUAGGGGAAGAGGCUGGUCAGCUGGUUGAGUCUGCUCUUGUGUAGGGUUAACCCUUGUCCAAAGUACUGGUCCAUGGGAGGUGCUGUGGGGCCCGCUGUGAACCUCUGCUCCCCCAGGAGGCAGUGAUAGCCACCAACUUAGAUGGCUUUAAAAGAGGAUUAGACAAAUUCUUGGAGGAGGCGAGGGCUAUCAGUGCCCACUAACCUUGAUGGCUCUGCUCUGCCUCCGUAGAAGAGCGCUUAAGAACGGAAGAGGAGCCCUCCUGGAUCAGACCAAAGGCCUACUUUGUCCAUAUCCUCUUUCCCACACUAGCCAACCAGAUGCCUUCAAGCAACACAUGAGAGCGACGGCUCUUUUUCACCCUUUUCUCUUGGGUAGUGGAACUCUACUAUAACGCAUAUCUCUGUUGGUUGGAGGAGUCCUGAGUGGUUGGUUGUUGGGCAGCUAUCUGGCUUCUUCACUUGCUCUCUCUCACCCUCCCUGCUGAUCAGCCCUGAGGAAGCCUGAGCAGUGAGCCAAUGAGUUUGGCCAAGGCCUGCUGAGUCCUUUGGAGAAGUGGGAAACCUGACUCCAGGCAUGGAUGUUGUGGGAGUGGGACCAGCCCUAACCUUAGGUUUCCACUUGGCUAAUGGGUAUUUUCGUAGGUUGUAACGAUGUUCCUGUUGGCAGAGGGAAGCCUUGGCAAUGAUGGAGGCCAUUGUGCACUGGGUGAGGGAGGAUCCCUCUGAGCUGGGACGCCCACUGCUGGCGGGGGCAAGCCCACAUGACUCCAUGGCUGUUCCCAUGAUGCUCCUCAACCUGGUGGACCAGCUGUCAGAAGGAGAUGCAGAGGCUGCAAGCCGGUUCAGUGAGCUGGGAGGCUGGUCUGCUCAGCGAAUCCUCAUGCAUGUGCAGGUAAAGGGGUGGGAAUGGUCGCCCCCCCCCCGCCCUUUAGUCUUGCUUUUGUCUAUGUUUGAUACGUUUUAGAAUAGAAUUCUUAUUUCGCUACAGAGGGAUGGUGCUGCUGUGUUGGAGAACGUUUCUGAAGAGGGCGAGGAGUUGCCAGGGUGUUUGGGAAGGCAACAGAAUCCUGGUAAGAAGAGACCAAGAGCCAGGAUGCUUUGGGAGUCAAGUGCAGCAGCGUAUAUUUUGCUGUGGAAUUUCAUGUUAGCCAGAACCCCAGGAAUCUAGAUUUUUAGCAAACAAAUUUCUAGCCUGUUUAGCAGUAGAGCAAAGUUUGAAAAUAUCUCUGUCAGACCCACAGGUUAGGGCAGUGGCGUAGCGUGGGUUGUCAGCACCCGGGGCAAGGCAAGUAAUUUGCGCGCCCUAACCCGAGUGAGCCAGGUAGGGGCAGAGAGCUGCGAGUGCGAGCGCCCCCCCCCCGAUGUUGCGCCCGGUGCGGCCGGCCCCCCCUGCACCUCCUACGCUACGCCACUGGGUUAGGGUCCUGAAUGAAGAGUUGGGCUGGUGUAUGCAUUGCACUCCAUUGCUGGGAGAUUUGUAGCCCUCCAGAUGUUGGAUAUAAAAUCUCAUCAGCCCCAGCCAGCAGGGCCCCAGUCAGGAAUGAUGGGAACUGUACUCCCAGCUACACCUCAAGGUCCACACAUUCUCCAGCCCUGGAUUGCAGAGGAUCAGGCGGUGGAACUCUGCACUGCACCACUGUAGAUUGCAGGGGCCAUAUUUUUAAUGUAACUAGUCAUGGGCUUAUCCAAGAGGGGAUAAGCUGCCCCCAAAACCAAUUAAAAUCAACAAAAAUACAUAGCUAACUGAGGUUCUGCCCCCCACAACAAAAGGCCUGCCCCUCCCAACAAAAAUACUGGCUACGCCCAACUAGUUCAGAUUUUGCCAGCCUGGUAUGUCCUGCCCCCACCAUAAGAUAGGUUGUGACUCUAGGGGCCAAGGCAAUUUUGACAUCCCCCCCAAUGUCAGCCCCCUCAAUUUUCAGAGGAUGUUUGGCUCUGCCCCCUGGUUUCUUGCAAUGUUGCACAAAGUUGCAUCAGGUCCCCUCAAUCCUCUGGAGAAGCUUCUGCACCAGAAUGUUUUGGACUACAAUUUCCAUCAGCCCCAACCAGUAUGGUUGUGCUGGCUGGGGCUGGGGGGUGUUGGAUAUUCCAAAGUAUUUGGAGGUUGCCAGGUUGGUGGGGGUUGGCACGUCAGGGCUACUGUUGUGCUCACUUGCUACGUGCAGGGAGUCUUUACAUGGAGCCUUCAAAAGUACUACACCGUUCUCUGCAGUCUGAAGUGGUGCAGCCCCUGAAGUGGUGCAACCCCCUAGAUUGGCACCUAGACCCUGGCACAGCUCCUUACCAGCAUCCCUGCCUCCACAGCCCCCUUGCCCCUUGUGACAGUUUUCUUUCUCCCAUCCCCAAUUUAUGCAAGAGAGAGAGAGGCUGCUCAGCUGGGAAGCAGGAACAGUUUCACAGAGUCCCUAUCCUGCCACCAGCUGGUGCAAGCCAGUGGCGUGUAGGGGGCUCCAUAAAACUGCCUGGCUGAGCAAUGGCCGAUGUAUGCUUCUCAACCAAGCAGUUUAAAGAAGUGAAGGGAGGAACAAGCUGUAUUGGCCCCUCUCCGAUGCAGCAUGUUUCUCCCUCUGCACCAGUUUGAGGGCAAAGUGGGAUGGCAGCUUCACUCAGCUGGAUAUCGCUGGUGAAACUGCCGCUGCCCCUGAGUCCCUCUGCCUCCAGUGCCCGGCUGCAGCUUGUUUCUCCCUUGGCGCGCUGGGCACUGGUGGCUAAGGAACUGAGGAGGAGGCUGUUUCACCUGUAAUAUACCACUGAGUGAAGCUGCCAUUGCUGUCUGCCCCUCAUACCGGUCCUGGGCGAUGAACUGAUACAUUGCCCAGGCCUACCCCACCUGUGUUCCUUCCGAUGUUCCUGGACUACAACUCCCAUCAUCCCUGACCAUCGGCCACGCUGGCUGGGGCUGAGGAGAACUUGAGCCCACUAACAUCUGGAGAGCCACAGGCAGGCCCAUGCAGAGCUUGUCUGAGGCCUGGGGCAAGGAUCUUAUUCUCAGCAUGACAGUGUAAGUCUGGCAAGCCCCUGGCAGGAUCCCACGGCCAGCCCAGCUCUCCAAGGCCCAAGGCAAGUGGACCCAGCUGCCCCACAACCUGCAUAGGCCUGACCACAGGUUCCCUAGCUCUCCUUAUUUAUGUGUAUGUGUGUUUAAAAUUAUUAGUACUUUUUCAUAAUAAAAAAUCGACAACAACCAUCCCUCCCUGUUCUCCUCCUGGUGGCUAAGGAACUCAGGAGUAUUGGUGGUUUCACUUGCAAUAUGCCACUGAGUGAAGCUGCCAUUGCUGUCUGCCCUUCAUACCAGUCCUGGGCGUUAUAUUGAUGCAUCACCCAGGCCUACUGGAGACGGAGAGGAAGGGUGUAUCAAAAGGAAAAUGAAUUGAUACUGAUUUUUAUAUAUUAGUAACUUUGUAUUACUGUAACAUUUCUGUAUGUGUGUUUUUGUAAUAUUUUGUGUAUGUUGUCUGUUGUUAUGUCAAAUUUCUGUAUACUUAUUAGAGAUAUUUCUUAUAUAUUAAGUGAUAUAGAAAUAAAAUAAUCAAUCUGCCUUGGGAUGGGGUGGGAGCCAUUUUUUCCUGUCAAGGGCUGCAUUUCCUCAGCAUUCUCUGCCGGGAGCUGCGUGCCAGUGCUGAGUGGAUGGAUCACCCCUCCCUCCUUCCCUCCCUCCGCCCCCUGCAUGGAAUUAGGCUGAGGGCAGUAGGUUGCCCGCCCCAGAACUAUGAGCUAGCACUGGGGUGUUUCUUCUCCAUUUUUUGUUUCUAAGGCCAUGCAAUUGAAGCAGGCUGGUUCCUGCUCUGCUACGCGCAGCGCCAGCAGGACUCGGACCUCGUGGCCCAGGCUGUGGAGAAGUUCAUGAAGGAGCCAUUCCGUCUGGGCUGGGACCCUGAACAUGGGGGACUCUUUGCCUUCCAGGAUGUGGAUGGCCUCUGCCCAACGCAGGUACAGAAGCUUGGACCCUAAAGCCUACAUUCACCAUGUAUUUGACAACUGCCCUCCUCCUGGGAUCUCUUGGGUUGUUUCCUCCCACCCCGCAAUUUUCCCUCUCUCUCUUCUUCAGUUAGAGUGGAAAAUGAAGCUUUGGUGGCCACACACAGAAGCCAUGAUUGCAUUUCUGAUGGGCUUUGCUGAGACUCGAGACCAAGAGCUCCUGGAACGCUUUGUCCAAGUGGCUAAAUAUGCCUUUGCCAAGGUAAGCUUGAAGGCUGGCCAUGGAGUCUGAGCUUGGGAGGGCAGGGGGUGCCAUUAAGUUAGAACAGAGGUGGUGAGAUGAGGUUUGAAGAAAGUGCAUUUCCUGGUCACAGGCUCUGGGGGCUGGGAAAGAAGCAGUGCCCAAGACCUUGCAGAGCUGGGUGCUGAUUGGGUGCAGCAUAAAGCAGCUUCCACUGGUCAGUAUGGUGACCGUCAGCUUCCUAACCUAUGGGAGUAGCACCAGGAACCUAAAACCCCUCCAUACCUCACAUCUCACACUGUAGAUCAUUUUAUAAUCUGAUACGCAUAUUGUUUCACCAUCUUUGCUUGUUCUUCUCUUAGUUCAGUGACCCACAGGCAGGUGAAUGGUUUGGCUAUCUGAGCCAGGAGGGCAAGGUGGCUCUCACAAUCAAAGGAGGGCCAUUCAAAGGUAAAGAGGCUGUGUGGUGGCUUAAUUGUGACGGUUGGGGGGCAGUAAUAAGAUUUAAUCUGAGCAAGAAUGUCAGCAAGGCACACCUGCAAGGCCUUUUUCCAGUACUGAAGUUCAGUGGUAGAAUGCAGAGCACAGUGUAACAAGAGUGGCUCUAGAAUGUGUGUUCACUCUGCUACUGAUAACCAGCACCCACUCACAGCUACCUAGAAUUAGCAGUGUGGGCAGAAAGAGACAGCAGCAUAUACCUGCCUCCAGUAAAUGCUCUCUUGGGAUCACCUGCUGCUUUUGGAGUAAAAUGACAUGCUUCCCCUAUGACCAGUCUGCCCUUAUGCAUCCGUAGGGCUUUGAGGGGGAAACUACUACUGCCAUGUUUGAAGUGUUAAUGCUUCUAUAGCACUAUCAGCAUGCAAAACUUGUCAAGGACAUUGAGGGAGAAUUGCAAUAUCCCCAUUAGGACUGCAACUUUUUCAGGUUUUACAACUAUUACUCUGUUUUCAUAGGCAACCAACGUGCUCUUGAUUUAAGUGCUAUUUGUUUAUAACACAUCUAGAUUAUUUAUGAAAGCUGAAGAUAGCAGGCCCCAUGGCUCAACCCCUCACACAGGAAGGAAGGAAUGCCCCUUUUUUAAUUAACUUAUUUAUUGAUAUUUAUUCAUAGAUACUACAAAAAUACAUACCCAUUACAAAAUACUUUUUAUAAUAUACUAAGACAGCUACUUAGUCUAAAAAAGAACUAAGUCAGAAAGGAGAGACCUGAAAAACGAAAAAGGGAGAGAAAAGGGGAAGAAAGGAAAAACUACAGAACUACAGAAAAGAGUAAGAGGACUUCUGUCUCUUUGUCCUGCAGCUACAUAUAAUAUUUAUUCCUUAAAAUCUGACCAUCCUAUCUUUAUACCAGUAUUUUUUCAGUCUUCAGAUUCUGACAAGUUCAUUUUCUCUUUCAUGCAAAAAGUCCUUAAGAAAUUUCCAAUCCUUAACAAAUGUAAUUAUUUUUCUCUAAUUAAAACAUGUUAACUUUGCCAUCUCAGCCAGAUUCAAUAAUUUCAUCAGCCAUUCUUUUAUAGUGGGUAGGAAUAUCUUUUCAUCUUUGUGCAUAGAGCAGUCUUGUUGCUGUAGUCAUACAUUGGAGUAAUCAGGAAUAAAGUUAAGGAGCUACUGGUGGAAUUUCUGGAAAAGGAGGCUAGAAAUAUGGAAGCAGAAUUGGAUAAAAUUUAUAGAAUCAACACGCUACGGAAAAAUAAACUUCCAAGAGAUGUCCUGGUCCAAUUUGUUAGGAUAAAAAACACCUAGAGACGAUACAGAUUUGACUGUGCUGAAAGAAAUUCUACCUAAGAUACUACAUAAAAGAAAAGAAUACAGCUUAACAGAUAAACCUAAACAGAAAAGAAUCCAAUUUAGAUAGGAGGCAGCAGAAGGAUUCUGACUUAAUACAGUACAGAGAGCAAGAGAAUUUGUGGAGAGAUUUAAAUCUGAUAUUAAAGAUGUGCAAGUGGAGGAGACUUAAGAUGCAGCAAUGGGAGCAUCAAGUAUAGAGGUGACAAAUUAACUUGACUGACUAUGGAUUACAAAAUUUUAACAUGGAAUAUAAAUGGGGCAAAUGCUUCACAAAAGAGGAAAAAGGUAUUUUAUCACUUGAAUAUAGUGAAAUUAGAUUUAAGAUGUUCACAAGAAACACUUAUUAGGAAAAAGGACACAAAAUAUUUGAUUCAAAAGAAAUUAGGGGAAGAAUGUAUUUCUGCAGGAACAAAGAAAAGAAAUGGAGUUAUAUUGUAUAUAUACAUUCCCAGUUUUGUCCAAAAUUGAUUCUUUUGGAUGAACAAGGUAGAUUUGUUGGGGUGGAAAUUAACAUUUGUGGAAAAAUGAUUUUGGAUCUAGGUAUAUAUGCUCCAAAUGAUAACAAAUCAGCUUUUUAUAAAGGAUUCAUGGAUAGACUGAGGGAUUAUGCAUAUGAAAACUGGUGCCUUAUGGCAGAUUGGAAUGCUCUCCCCCAGACAAGGCAGGAGUCAGAGAAAUGUAUUUUGCAGCCUGUUGUCUAAUGUGGAUGAAGGAGGGGUUGACCUGGAGAAGGGAGAGGACUUUAGAAAUAGGGCAUGACCGAAGGUUUGGAUGGCAUGGAUAUCUGUGGAAUAAUAAAGUUAAAGUUAAUGUAGAUUUUAAAAAUCACCGUAUUCGAAGUGCCAUAUUAAGAAUUUGGAAUAAAUGCAAACCUCGGUUGCACCAAAAGACACCUGUAUGGAUUUCACCACAAGAGGUUUUUCACAGAAAAGAGAUGACAGGCAAAGGGAAAUGGAUAACAUACCACAAAAUAAUGGAAACACCUCAAUGAGAUGGGGGAGCCUCUUGAAGCAAAGCAAGUAUGCUUCCCCCAGAAAACUAUUUGUGUUGUUCAUGCACAAAUUAUGCAAUCCUAACCAUGUCUACGCAGAAAUAGCUUCUAUUGAGUUCAGUGGUGCUUACUCCCAGGUCAAUAGGGUUAGGCUUGCAUCUUAAGAUUUGCCACACUGGAAUCCUCUUAGCCUUGGUGGUAUUUUUUCUGAUCUGUAAUAUGCAUUCUGCUAGCUAAACUUCCAUUGUUGUGAUUUUUUAGUAACCUGCAGGCAUUCUGGAGAGAUUAGACCAGGCUUCCUCAGCCUUGGCCCUCCAGGUGUUUUUGGCCUACAACUCCCACGAUCCCUAGCUAGCAGGACCAGUGGUCAGGGAUGCUGGGAAUUGUAGUCUCAAAACAUCUGGAGGGCCAAGGUUGAGGAAGCCUGGAUUAGACAAAUGACUGCUUGACUUCCUUUUCAACCUUCUUUUUACCAUUUCCCUCAUUUUUAUGAAGUUUCUCCACAGCUGUUCAAAUGAGCCAAGAGCUGCCCCUGAUGGUUCCAAAUCUACUUCCUGUUUGGGUUGCUUCUGCCACUAAACCUUGCUGGCUCACUUGCUUAAGACACAUGACUUGCAAUACUUUAAUGCCCCCACACCAAGCUGUGGUUAGGGAAAUGCAGUAAAAGAGGGUGUUUGGGAGACAGGAUCCCUGUCUUGUUUCAUUUAUUUAAAGCAUUUUUAUCCUGCCCCCUUACAUUCCUCCCCAUGUCUAUCUUUGCAGGCUGUUUCCAUGUCCCCCGUGCGCUCUAUAUCUGUGAAGAAAUUCUGGAAUCGCUCAAAAGGGAAACUCAAUUGACCAGCCAGGGAUGAAACACUCCACUAACUUUUGUAUUAAGUGAAGGGAUGGGUGUUCUCUACUUUCUGCCUGGGAUAAAUCUUAAUUCCAGUCACAUUCUUCUUCAACCAUGGUAGAAACUAAAGAACCCCUUUUCAGCCACUUCUCACUCCCAGUUCCAGUGGCUAUUUUACACUCCUGGCCAACCUUGAUUUUGCAGAACUCCAUCGUGAACAAAUUUGCUACGGUCCCAGGCUGUGCUCUCUUACAGGGGGAGAUAGGCUGUUAACCGCUGGUCACAUCCAGACCAUACCUUUAAAACAUUAUGAAGCACUCUUAUACCACUUUAAUAGUCAGGUUUUCCCCAAACAAUCCUGGGAACUGUAGUUUCUGUGUGAUGACCCAACAAACCUUUAAUUCCUAGCACUGUUGACAAACCAUAGUUCCCAGGAUUUUCCAUGACUGUUAAAGUAGUAUAAGAGUGCUUUAAAUGUAUACUGUGAAUGUGACAAUAUUUUGGUUCUUAACCAUUUUCAUGGUGGGAGAACUUUGGGGUUGUUUUUUCAAAAAAAUGCUUUCAUUCUCUCCCUGGUUAGGGAGCCUUUGCCAUUUCCUUGCCUGAUGUUCACCACUUGCCUUUUCUUCUUUGAGGGUCCAAAUGAAUCUCUGCAAUUGAGAAACAAUAAAAAAGAUACACACUGAAUGGAAAACGGGAGUGUGUUGGGUCUACCCUGUUGUGCUUUUUUCCUAUUCAUGGGGAGAGACACUACUGGGGGAUGGAGCUUGAGGGUCUGCCAGAGGCCUAGUUUCACUGAAGUGACUGGGCUAUAUACCAUAUCUGACUGAGGGGGGCCUCACAAAAAUUGCCUCUCGACAUAUAACCUAAGCAUGUUGGAGUGACAGGUUCUAGCCUAGCCUUCUCCCUGACAUGCCCGUUUUCUGUGUGAAGUGAUUUAUUUGUUUUUAAUGGGGUAUUCUGUCAUGUGAAGCCCAACCUACAGCCUAGACUCAGAAGAAAGUCUAAAGAGACAGAGAGAGCAAUCCUCUUCAGGGAGUCGCAGGGGCUACUUGGAUGGGUGCAGUGGCGGGGGAGCAUGCCACAUUCUAUAUUCUCCCAGUGCAGAAGGGGCCUUGGCCAGGUGGAACAGCU
This is a messenger RNA of Podarcis lilfordi (Lilford's wall lizard), 11999 nucleotides long. The record is from the annotation of a GenBank genome assembly. NCBI's taxonomy places the organism in Eukaryota, Metazoa, Chordata, Lepidosauria, Squamata, Lacertidae.